AUGGCCGGCCCCAACCUGGAGCUCUUCAAGUUCGGCGUGUACCUCUUCUUCCCCCUCGCCGUCAUGGUGCACUUCGGCGACGUCCAAUGGUACAACGAACACGUGCUUCCGAUUCGAGAUCAGUUCUGGCCAAAGCAAGAGUCGCUCUACCGACCACCGAGGAACGAAGAGGAUCUCCGGACGGCGAUGGACGAGAUGAAGGCGAAGAGGCUAGCCAAGCGAGAGGCGAGGUUGAGGGAGCAAGGGGAGGAGCUCUCGGCGUCAGCGGUGGCGAGGACAGCAGCAGCAGCGGGGGAGGUGGAGAGGUCAAGAGGGGAGAAAGAGUCACAGUCCAAGAUCGCUAGCUUGAUCGAGAAUCGGAGAAGUCAAAGGCUGGUGUAG
Molecule: messenger RNA, 381 nt
Organism: Pseudozyma hubeiensis SY62
Lineage: Eukaryota; Fungi; Basidiomycota; Ustilaginomycetes; Ustilaginales; Ustilaginaceae
Exons: 1
Coding region: 1-381 (126 amino acids)
Biological process (GO): mitochondrial respiratory chain complex IV assembly
Cellular component (GO): mitochondrial inner membrane; mitochondrion
Source: RefSeq, a predicted model, not a curated record